AAUACUUCUUAUUUUUUAAAUUGUUAUAUUUUAAUUAACAUUUGUAAUUAUAUCCGCUAGAUGUCAGCAAUUCAAGCUCUCGAGCAAAUGCGAGCCAAUUUAUGUUUAGCCUCAAGUUAUGUGCAUGUUGUAUAUAAUGGUUUCUUUUUUUUUAUUAAAAAUCAACAUCGUAUGCGCAAACUCAAUCUCAUUGUAGAUGUCAAUAUAGCGCUUUACGCUUCAUAGUAUAAUUUAUGCAGUAUCGUAUAUAUGAAAUUUAUAGGCAGCGAAUAAAAGGAAAUGCUCAUGCCCAAGAAAUACAGAUAAAACUAACGUUCAGACACAAAGGUUCAAACGAAUUUUCUUCUCUUUCUCUCACUCAGUCCUUUCCCUCUUUCUAACACUCCUCUCUUUUUCUUUCUCCCUUCUCGUAGGAAGAGGGGAGGCCUAGAAGAGAAGCGCUCUUUAACACCACACCGAAGUCUAUCUAGUGAGUUCGUGUUGUGUGUGCGAGUUUGUAUCGACUUUCUAGGCUUUCAAAAUUGUAAAAACUUAAAUAUCAUGGCAACAGCACCAAUUGGAACUAAAACAGAUUCUGUAGAUCCAGCUACUCUAGACUUUAAAAGUCGUAGCAUAGAGCAAGCCGUGUUACCGCUCGUAUCGAAGAUUUCGAAAUUGGUCUCACAUAGAGACAGGCCGUUCCGUUCCAAAAGGAAUCCCGGAGUGUUAGCUCGAGUUGGUCAGGGUGUAAAUCUUGCUGUCGAGAGGUUUGUAACCGUCGCCGAAACCAUAGCUGACGACAAUCUUGAAGUCAAACAAGCUAUGUACGAGGCAUGCAAAGAGGCAAGAAUCGCUGGAUCAACCAUUGAAAAACUAUGUGAAUGCGCAAUAGAAGAAAGCCUAACAGAUAGAGAGGCAGUAAUGCGAGCUGCUAAAUGUCUUUUAGGUUCGAUAACACGGGUACUUUUACUUGCCGAUAUAACUGUUGUUAAACAAUUGCUGACGGCUAAGGAUAAGGUAGCACGUAGUCUUGGGCGUCUUGAAAGCGUAUCUAAUUUUACGGAAUUUGUCAAAGCCUUCAGCCAAUUUGGUGCCGAAAUGGUAGAAUUAGCUCAUAUGACAGGUGAUCGACAAAAUGAUCUGAAAGAUGAAAGACGAAGAGCUCAAAUGGCUGCAGCCCGCCAAGUACUGGAAAGAAGUACAAUGAUGCUUCUUACAUCAAGUAAGGCAUGUUUGAGGCAUCCGGAAUGCCCUUCUACGAAAGAAAACAGGGAUACGGUUUUUUGCCAGAUGAGACGAGCAAUGGACCUUAUUCAUUAUGUUGUAAAAGAUGGAGUAUUAGACUGUAGCGAAUCCUCAUACUCAAAUUCACAAAGCUCACAACAAGAAGACUGGGUCAGCACUACCGUCUUUUCAUCACUUAAGCAUUUCGAGAGAAUUGUGGAGUCAAUUAGGAUGACAUUACUGAGUGCUGGCUGUCGUGAAACCCUUACCUCAGCGCUAGAUGUCGUGGUUGAGCGUACUCAGGACUUUACAGACAGUGCAUAUACAAGUCACGAGCAUCGUGAAAAUAUUCUUUUGUUAUGUGAUAGAGCAAAACUUGAACUCAAUACUCUGUUACGAGUCGGUAACAGUAUGAACUUCGAUACAAAUAACAGUGGUUCACCAAACGCAGAACUAGAUCAGACAAUACUAGGUGUCCUUAGAGCUACUCGUGACCUUCGCCAACAACUAUGUCAAACAACACUGGAACAGGCUGGUGAUCUUGGACAAGUGACCAAAGCUGGACAAGAACUUGUAUCGAGCAUCCGAAAUCUUGCAUUCACUAACGAUAUCAACAAAUUACAAGAAAACAGUGAUCGUUUCCAUGAAUACAUUGAGCACAUUCUUGAAGUUUGCAAACUUUUAAGACACAUUGCUCUUUCUGAAUCACUUCAAGUUUCAGCGAAGUUUACAGAAAUUAAUUUACGAAUAUAUGGACCCCAAGUAAUUACAGCAGCCUAUACAUUGGCAAGGUAUCCUACUAGUAAAAUUGCUAAGGAAAAUUUAGAAGUAUUUGCGGAUAUGUGGCAAUGGCUAAUGUCAGAUGUAACAACCGUGGCAAAAGAUGUUCUUGAAUUAAGUAAAAAUCGCUCUGAGAAGCAAGUGUACAUGUCACUCCCAAGGCCAGGAAAACAUGGCACAACUAGUAAGCCUUUAAAACCUGUAAGACUAGAUAGUGAAGAACAAGCAAAAAUUGCAAAGGCUGGUUUGGAAAUGAAACGUAUAACUUCAGAGAUGGAUGCAGAAACAGAAAAAUGGCAAGAGAAUGGUACAGCUCUGGAGGAGAAUAACGAUAUAGUUAAACGAGCAAAAAAUAUGUCAUCAAUGGCUUUCUCUAUGUAUCAAUUUACUCGUGGCGAAGGAGCCUUAAAAACUACUCAAGAUCUCUUUACUCAAGCUGAAUAUUUUGCAGAGGAAGCUAAUAGACUGUACAAAGUUGUGAGACAAUUUAGUUACCAGGUACCAGGUGGACCUCACAAAAAAGAACUUCUUGAAAAUCUUGAUCGUGUACCAACAUAUGUACAACAACUUCAAUUUACUGUUAAGAAUCCUACUGUGGGAAAAGCUGCAACAUUCAUAAAGGUUGAUAAUGUUAUACAAGAAACAAAAAAUCUUAUGAACGUUAUAUCAAAGGUUGUAACUACGUGCUUCGUUUGUGCCACAAAAUACAAUUUGGAUUUCCGAGGACUUUCAACGCGUGGGGCUGGCGCUUCACCAUACCGAAGCGGAGACGGACUAGGCGUCGAUGGCGAUGGAAGUGGUGUAGUAGGUGAUGGUAGCAAGGCAGGUUCUACCCCUGGCAGCGAUCCAUCUGUCUGACAGUUUGGAAUGGCCCGACGGGCCAAGGGGGAUGCUCGCCGCACACGGGUUUCCUUUUUGCUUUUUUAAGCGAUUCUCAUUUUUACCCCACUGCACAAUACAUUCACAUUUUUAUUU
Messenger RNA from Ceratosolen solmsi marchali, 2958 nucleotides. Its product is annotated as alpha-catulin. Gene Ontology annotation, biological process: cell adhesion; Rho protein signal transduction. The record is from RefSeq and is a predicted model, not a curated record. Lineage: Eukaryota; Metazoa; Arthropoda; Insecta; Hymenoptera; Agaonidae. The coding region runs from base 541 to 2841 and encodes 766 amino acids. Gene Ontology annotation, molecular function: actin filament binding; cadherin binding. The transcript is spliced from 11 exons.